GAGAGGACAUGCAUUGCAUGGUGAUUGAUUGAUCAUAAAGGAAAGGGGAGGGUUAGGUACGUAGGUAUAAAGCCACACCACAGAAAGCACCAUUGGCACAAUGUCGACCGCUUCCAUCAACGGCUGGUCCUUCGCCUCUGUCUCCGCCAACGCCUCUGCCCACCAGAAUUCACUCAAAACAUCAUCCACAUUACGACCCUCUGUUUUUGCCAAGCUUGAAUCAUCAUCACCUUCACUGCCUCGUCUAAUCAGAGACGAGCCUGUUUUUGCUGCACCAGCUCCCGUCUUCACCCCAAAUUUGAGGGAAGGUAUGUCAAAAGAAGAGUAUGAGAAGGCCAUUGUCGGACUUCAGAAGCUUCUCAGCGAAAAGGGAGGGUACGGACCCGUUGCAGCUGCAAAAAUUGAGCAAAUCACUGCAGAGUUGCAAACAACUGACACCAAAGCCUUCGAUGCAGUCGAGAAGUUGAAAACAGGCUUCAUUCGGUUCAAAAGGGAGAAAUAUGAGACAAAUCCAGCCUUGUUCGGCCAACUUGCUAAAGGCCAGAGCCCAAAGUAUAUGAUCGUGGCAUGCGCGGACUCUCGGGUUAACCCCUCACUCAUUUUGAGCCUCCAACCAGGGGACGCAUUCAUCGUCCGAAGUGUUGCAAAUUUGGUUCCUCCAUAUGAUCAGUUGAAGCAUUCUGAAUUUGGGGCUGCAAUCGAAUUUGCAGUUUUGCAUCUCAAGGUGGAGAAUAUUGUGGUCAUCGGGCACAGCGCCUGUGGAGGGAUUAAGGGCCUGAUGUCUAUUCCAGAAGAUGGAACCACCUCCACUGACUUCAUUGAAGAUUGGGUCAAAAUUGGUUUACCGGCGAGGGCAAAGGUGAAAACAGAACAUGGCAGCAAACCUUUACCUGAGCAGAUUGUACUCGCUGAAAAGGAGACUGUGAAUGUAUCGCUUGGAAACUUGCUAACAUAUCCAUUUGUGAGAGAUGGGUUGGUGAAGAGAACUCUAGCAGUGAAGGGUGGUUACUACGAUUUUAUUCAAGGAUCGUUUGAGCUCUGGGGACUUGAAUUCAACUUUUCUCCAUCAGUAUCUGUAUGAACUCAACCAUAAUCAGUUACCACAUCUUUGUUCCCUCAUGCGGAAGCCAUGCUGUAUUUUCCUCCUAAAAGGGCAAAAUCAUAACUAAUGUGUAAUCCAGAUCUUCAGUGCCUCAGCAUCUUAUCCUGUAGUUAAAAGGGUUUCCUUUCUUGAAAAUAAAGAGGACUACUAGCCCCCUUCCAUCAUCUAUAGUUAUAAUUCACUUGCAUUCUUCAGUGCCCCGGUAUCUUAUCUUGUAGUAAAAAAGGUUUCCUUGCAUUUGCUAGGUAAGGGACGUCGCUACCGUACUCCACUGGAAGCUCUACUAGGUAGGGACAGUAACGGCCAUUCUGCAGACGAUGUCCUCUUCAUUCUGUAGUUUGUAUUACUACCACUACUACUGUAUAUAAACAACAGUUGCAU
Molecule: messenger RNA, 1483 nt
Organism: Coffea arabica (coffee)
Lineage: Eukaryota; Viridiplantae; Streptophyta; Magnoliopsida; Gentianales; Rubiaceae
Source: RefSeq, a predicted model, not a curated record